GGUCUCUCUCGGCGCGAGCUCUCGCGAGAAGCGGCUCCAGGGCGACAGGAACGCGAACGCGGAAGUAGCGGCGCUUCAGGCGGUUGAGGGAGGCGCGGAGGCGCGAGGGCCGGGCCGCGGCUGGCCGGGGAGCGGCCUGGAGAGCGGCAGGUGCAGUGAGAAGGUGAAGCGCCCCCCCUCCCCGGCCUCCCCCAUGGUGGGGUUUGGGGCCAACCGGAGGGGUGGCCGGCUCCCUUCGUUCCUUUUCGUGGCCUUGCUGGUAGUCAUUGCCAUUCUUGCCUUCAACUACUGGAGCAUCUCAUCCCGCCAGGCUGUCCUGCAGGAGGAGGUGGUGGAGUUCCAGGGCCAGGCCAAGCGUGGCGAUGUGGCCCGUGGGCGCUUGGAGAAGAGGAACUCGGAGCUCCUGCUUCAGGUGGAAGCUCACAAGAAACAGCUGGAGCAGAAGGAAGCAGAGCACAGCCACUUGAACAGCCAGCUGCAAGCCAAGGAUGGCCAACUGAGGCAGUGUGAGGAGAGCAGGGUCAAGCUUCAGAACAACAUAUCAAACCAGAUGGCAGACAUACAUCGCUUGAAGGAACAACUUGCAGAAUUGCGUCAAGAAUUCAUGCGUCAAGAGGAUCAGCUUCACGAACAGAAGAACAACAACACAGAGCUUGUUAAACGGUUGGAGUAUGAAAGUUUUCAGUGUGGACAGCAGAUCAAGGAAUUGAGAGUGCAGCAUGAAGAAGAUAUGAAGAAGUUAGAAGAACAAGUUCUGCAAGACCAAAAGCAGGUUGCCCACAAGAGCCAAUCCAGCAAAGAUGCUGAGGCCAUUCUGAGCAAUAAUCCAGCAAUACUGAAGACAACCCAAGAAUUGGAUGAAAAGAACAUAAUUAAGAAUGAAGCUCCUUCCAUCAAUAUCUCGGAUGGCAAAGAGAAAAUCAAACCAGGAGAUGAUGCAGGGAUGCCUGGGAUAGAAGAGAACGACCCUGCUAAGGCUGAAGAUACCCUCACUGCUUUGAAGAAGCCACUUGAACAUCAACUCAACGUCAAUCUUCCCACAGAACAGCCCCAUGCUCCAAAUCUGGCUCAAGGUGGAAAUGCUGAUGUGAUAAAGCAGUUGCCAUCAAACCCUCUCCAGCACUUGAUUCCGGAUCACAUCAUGGAUAGCCAGAAAGCUGGAAAAGAACUUGUAAAGCAGGCUGCAAAGGACAAAGUCAGUGACUUCCAGAGGAUGAAGCAAAGCCGGUUCUUUGAUGAGAAUGAGUCCCCUGUUGAUCCGCAGCAUGGCUCUAAACUGGCGGAUUAUAAUGGGGAUGAUGGGAACGUGGGUGAGUAUGAGGCAGACAAGCAGGCUGAGCUGGCUUACAAUGAGGAAGAGGAUGGUGAUGGUGGAGAAGAAGACGUCCAAGAUGAUGAGGAGAGAGAACUUCAGAUGGAUCUGGCAGACUAUGGAAAGCCACGCUUCAAUGAUGUACUUUAAAAAGCUGGAUUCCUUUCAUCAGAUGAAUCCUGCAAUUGGGGGGAAACAAACCCUGAGCCAAUUUUGGUUUUUCAGUAUUUACUGUACAAGACCCUGAGAAGAGUGACAGCAAGCUAGACAAGCAGCUAUUUAACAGCAAGCAAUGGAAGGAAAAGGUAACAUGCUGUACAUAUGUGUAUAGUUGUACUUUUUUUUGCAAAUGGUUUUAUUUGAUCCAGAGAUUAUGGUUCUACAGCAAGACCAUUGGUAGGCCAGUCCCCUUCAGGGUAGGGGGCAUCUGACUCUUCAUAGGUUUGGGCUCUUUCAAGACUGUACUUUACCUGCAGCCCUUGAAUUAACUGAGAUUGCACAGUAAUUUACGCUGACAUGUUCCUGAAAGUAAGCAACUUUGUAAACUGGAGACACUGUACAGUUUAUAUCUUACAUACAUGAAUUACUCCAUUGCAGAAAUGUGUACAGCUCCAUCACCUUUUGAUACAGCAGUGUGUUCAAUCCAUGUGAGCAAAUGCUUUCUUUUCUUUUGCUGUUGUGACUUGUAAUUUGCAGGUAACAUUUCAUUUGAACAAGUUGACUGAAAAUGUGUUAAAUGUGUUGUAUGAAAGCGCCUUCCUUAAUAUAACGAAGGAAGGUCUAUGUGACAGUGAACAUAGUACAUUAAUCCUAUGUGAGACAGUAUAGCUAACCUUAGGAGAGUGUCUAAAGUUGUCCUUAGUGGGGAUUUGGCAGCAGACUAGUCACUCUAUAGGAUUAUCUCCAGUGUUUUUAAAUCAGCUAAAUCUACAACCAGUAUUUCCAGCACAUGAGAGCUAUACAUACUUUGUUUUUGCAACAAUGGUUUUGAUCAUAUGCAAUAAUAGAUAAAUCUGUCAGAGUGGCUAAAAGUACAAUCUUGACAGUUCCAAAAUUCAUUCUUGUCUGAACCCCUGAUGUGUGUGAGUAUCGGGUGAUGCUCAUUUUCAUUUCGGUGUCAGUGCUGUAGUGUGGAUUGCUCAAAAUAUUUGUGUUCUCUGUUCUUGUGGCUUUGUGUUUGUCUUUUCUUUUUUUGAUGUUGGAUUUCCCCCCUGGUGUUAAGCACUUUCUGAAAAUCACAGAAAUGGUUAUGCCCAUCAGUACUAUGCUAAGCAGCAUUGUCAAGUUAUUAACCCUAACGAGUUAUCAAAAAGGGCUACUGUGAAUAGAAUUUAUAGGUCCUGUGACAGGGUUGAUUGUACUUCACUAUUUCUGUACUCAGGUUACAGUUCAUGUUGGUAAGUUAACGUUUAUUUGUAGUAAUUUUAAUGGACCGUUUGCAUUGAACAAAAAGGUGAGAUCUGUUUGUAUAGUUAAGACUUCCCUUAGAAAGAAAAAUGUGUGUGGUUUCUGGCAACAGAGGUGAACACUUGUGCCAGGGUACCUUCUCAGGCAGCCACAUCACAGAUCUUGGACUCCUUAGAAGGGGGGGACUCUUCUUCCACUCCUCCUCUUGCCAAGUUGUAGAACUUUCUGGGUUUUACUCACAGAUCCAAGGCGGAACCUGUUCGGGGGUGUGUGUGUGUGUUUCCCGACACCUCCAUCUCUCCAUUGGUCUUCAGUAAUGUACUUUGUGAGUUGACCAAAAUGUUUUGCCCCAAACUAGGUGUAAUUUUAUGAAGAUUCUGCUAUUGGAAUUCAAAAUUUAAUAGGUUCUAAUAAAAUGUAAUACAGUU
Messenger RNA from Hemicordylus capensis (graceful crag lizard), 3147 nucleotides. It is a transcript of the gene GOLM2, whose product is annotated as golgi membrane protein 2. Bases 194 to 1462 code for a protein of 422 amino acids. The record is from RefSeq and is a predicted model, not a curated record. The transcript has 11 exons. Lineage: Eukaryota; Metazoa; Chordata; Lepidosauria; Squamata; Cordylidae.